CAAAACUUAUUGGGACGAUACAUAAUUAAAUAGCAAUAAUUCAGACUUGAGUUGUCCUAAUUGUUGGUGUAACGAAUUUCCUCCUCCGACUCGUCAGGAUCUUUGAGAAAUUCUACAUUGGAAAUUUUCUUUGGUUGUCUUCUGUCAACUUUUGUUCUCUCAUUCGAUCUCCACAAGCACAGCUGAAACCUCUCCCUUGCUUUUGUAUUCAAGCAAGCAAUCUCUCUUGAGAAACAUCUUAUCUAUAACCUUCUUCCCAAAAAGAGAAAAAAUAGAAAUAAAAUGGCUCUAGGAAGGUCUCGUACCAGUAAGCGUAGCUCAUCAUCUUCUUCCUAUGCAUCAACUAUUACUACGGUAGCAUUCAUAGCAGUAUGUGUUGUAGGUGUGUGGAUGCUAACCUCCAACUCUGUAGUCCCUCCACAGACCACCGCUCGGACAGCCGAGGUAACCACCAUCAGCACUGUGGAUGAACCUGAUGUUACCUCGUCCAAUGAGGUGCAGAAUAAUGAACCCAGUAACAAAAAAGAUCAACCUGUUUUCGAAGACAAUCCUGGUGAUCUUCCUGCUGAUGCUAUCAAAUCUGAUGAUCCUAAAACCAUCAAUGAGCAGAGUAAUAAUGGUAAACAAGAUACUGGGGAACAGGUUGCUGUUGUUGAAGAGAACUCGCAGAGUUUGAAGGGGAAAGAACCUGGUGAGGAGCAAGAGAAGCAGAGAGAAAGCCAGACUCAGGUAUCUGAGGAGAGCACACUCAGUCAAAACCAGCAAGCCGAUCAAACCAACCGAGAAAUUUCUGAAUCUGAUCAGGGAAGCCGGAAAACAAGAAAUGAGGAGAGCAAUGAGAAUCAAGAGCAAACCACAGUCUCUGAAAAUGGUGAAAAUUCACAGGAUCAAUUUCAGAAUCAAAAGCAAAAUGAAGAUCAACAACGAGAACAGCGAGAAAAGAUUGAUAUAGGCAAGAAUUCACUGGAUUCUCAGAACCAAGAAUUAAACGCAGAUCAACAACAACAGAAAAAAGAAACUGAAAGCACAGAAAAAAAUAAGGAAUCUCAAAAUUCGAAAUCAUAUGAGGAACAGCAACAACAACAACGACAAGAAGACGCUGGAAUUCAGACGACUUCUCAAGAAUCUCAAAAUGAGAUAUCAGAAGAAGAUCAAAAAGAGAGACUGAAGCAACAACAACAAGAGCAACAACAGCAGCAGAAGCAGCAGCAAGAACAAAAGCAAGACUCAGCCUCUAGUGAUGAAACACAACAACAGCAUCAAUUUGAAGACGUAACUGUCCCUGGAAUUAAACAAAAUGAGGAUAAAAAAUCUGAAAAAGCAACAGAGGACAUAAAAACCCAAGCUGAGAAUCAACAAACCCAGCAAGAGUCUAAAGGUGAAAACAAUCCCAUCCCAGAAACAAAACAGGACACAACAACGGAAGAUAAGUCAAUUGAAAGGAACCCAGCUGGCGAGUCAUCAUUCCCUAGUGGUGGGACUUCAGGAAUACCCAAAGAAUCGAAGGAAUCAAAGAAGUCCUGGUCAACUCAGGCAGCGGAAUCAGAGAACCAGAAAGAGAGACGGAAAGAGGAAUCAGAUGGUAAAGAAAGCAUCUACGGAUACACAUGGCCACUCUGUAACGUCACAGCAGGUCCUGAUUAUAUACCUUGUUUGGACAACGAGAAGGCAAUCAAGCAGUUGAGAAGUACCAGGCACUUUGAGCAUCGGGAGAGGCAUUGCCCUGAGGAGGGACCCACUUGUUUGGUCCCACUUCCCGAGGGAUACAAAACGCCCAUCACAUGGCCUGGAAGCAGAGACAAGAUAUGGUAUCAUAAUGUACCUCAUACGAAAUUGGCGGAGGUGAAGGGUCACCAGAAUUGGGUUAAGGUGACGGGUGAACUGUUGACCUUCCCAGGUGGUGGCACCCAAUUCAUACAUGGAGCUCUCCACUACAUUGAGUUUCUUCAAAAGGCAGUGCCCAACAUAGAAUGGGGGAAGCAUACUCGAGUGAUUUUGGACGUGGGGUGCGGGGUUGCAAGCUUUGGCGGUUACCUUUUCGAAAAGGAUGUUCUUACAAUGUCUUUUGCACCAAAGGAUGAACAUGAAGCCCAAGUGCAAUUCGCCCUAGAAAGAGGAAUACCUGCCAUAUCCGCUGUCAUGGGUUCUCAGCGUCUCCCAUUCCCAAGCGGGGUCUUCGAUCUCAUCCACUGUGCUCGCUGUAGAGUGCCUUGGCACGCUGAUGGUGGUAUGCUACUCUUGGAAUUGAACCGUGUCCUGCGACCUGGAGGAUAUUUUGUUUGGUCGGCUACUCCUGUUUACCAAAAACUUCAAGAAGAUGUGGAGAUAUGGAAAGCAAUGUCUGCAUUGACGGUAUCCAUGUGUUGGGAGCCCGUGACGAUUAAGAAGGACAAACUUAAUUCUAUUGGUGCUGCCAUCUACCGCAAACCAACCUCUAAUGAUUGCUACAAUCAAAGAAAGAAAAAUAUUCCUCCAUUGUGUAAGAGUGAUGAUGAUCCGAGUGCUGCCUGGUACGUACCUCUGCAGGCGUGCAUGCAUGAGGUGCCUGUCGACUACAAUGAAAGAGGGGCUCGGUGGCCUGAGAAUUGGCCUCGUAGACUACAGACACCUCCUUACUGGCUAAACAGCUCUCAGAUGGGGAUCUAUGGGAAACCAGCUCCUCAGGAUUUUGCCACAGAUUAUGAACAUUGGAAACAUGUAGUGCGCAACUCAUACAUAAAGGGGCUAGGAAUCAGUUGGUCCAACGUCAGAAAUAUUAUGGACAUGAGAGCUGUUUAUGGAGGGUUUGCCGCAGCUCUGAUGGACCUUAAGGUAUGGGUCUUAAACGUUGUGAACGUAGAUUCCCCAGACACGCUUCCUAUAAUAUAUGAGAGAGGCCUUUUUGGUAUAUACCAUGAUUGGUGUGAAUCCUUCAGCACUUACCCUCGAACUUAUGACCUCCUCCAUGCUGAUCAUCUCUUCUCAAAGCUGAAGAAAAGGUGCAAACUUGCUCCUGUUAUGGCAGAGGUUGAUAGGAUAGUGAGACCUGGAGGUAAAUUGAUCGUUCGUGAUGAGUCCAAAGCAAUAGGAGAAGUUGAGAACCUGUUAAAGUCCCUGAGAUGGGAGGUUCAUCUAACCUUCUCCAGAGACCAAGAAGGCUUGCUCAGCGCACAGAAAGGUGAUUGGCGGCCACAAACACUUGCAGCUUCUUCCUGA
Molecule: messenger RNA, 3195 nt
Organism: Hevea brasiliensis (rubber tree)
Lineage: Eukaryota; Viridiplantae; Streptophyta; Magnoliopsida; Malpighiales; Euphorbiaceae
Product: probable methyltransferase PMT27
Exons: 8
Coding region: 283-3195 (970 amino acids)
Cellular component (GO): trans-Golgi network; endosome; cytoplasm
Molecular function (GO): methyltransferase activity
Source: RefSeq, a predicted model, not a curated record